Molecule: messenger RNA, 309 nt
Organism: Haemonchus placei
Lineage: Eukaryota; Metazoa; Nematoda; Chromadorea; Rhabditida; Trichostrongylidae
Source: the annotation of a GenBank genome assembly
CUGUUUUCAAAAGAUCAAUUCAAGUCCGAAGUGGUACAGGACUGGUGCGGAACGCACUUCUCAGAUCUCAUCUCGUCGGACGAUUGGCCCCCAAACAGUCCAGCCCCAUAUCCAUUGGAGCAUUCCGUGUGGUCAGUUCUUAAGAAGAAAGCGUGCUCUACUAAGCAUAGAAGUUUGGAUGUUCCACGUGCAACCACCGUUGAAGCAUGGGAGAAUUCGGACGAAGGCUACCUCCGUGCCGCCGUCGACGCAUCUCGUAGGAAAAUUUCGGCCUGUAUUCGCGCAAAAGGAGGCCAUUUCGAGAUCUAG